AACAGCUCAUAAACCCAUGCCAAGAAGAUGGAAGGAAAUGAGGGCACUGAUGAAGAUCAUCUCACUGGUUAUGCUGUUCAGUUUAGCAUCCAGGAGUCCCUUGAAAGUGCAAGUAGCCAGCAAACCUCUUCCCCUGAUCAUGAAGCAAGGUUUCUACCAGUCAGUGAUCAAAACAGGAAGCUUGUAGCUGCUAUAAGAGAAGGUCGAGUAUUUGAGCUUCAAGACUAUGUGAAAUGCAAAUAUGCUUUGGAUGAGGCUGAUGAGAGAGGUUGGUUUCCUUUACAUGAAGCUGCUGCUCAGCCAGUUCAGCAGAUACUUGAAGUAAUCUUGGAUGCAUCGUAUAAAGCAAUGUGGGAAUAUAAAACAUGCGACGGAGAGACACCAUUGACGUUGGCAGCCAAAUCUCGCCAUGCAGGAAAUGUCAGAACACUGUUGGAAAAGGGGGUCUGGCCCAAUACCACUAACCGGAAAGGAGAGACUCCUCUUCUGAUUGCAAUAAAACAGGUCUCGUAUGAAAUGGCUUCCAUUCUGAUUGAGUUCAAUUGUACCAUCAAUCAGCCAUGCGUAAAACGUUGGUCAGCAAUGCACGAAGCGGCGAAACAGGGUCGCAAUGACAUCAUUGCUCUGCUGCUGAAGAAUGGUGGCAACGUGCACCUAAGAGAUGGAUUUGGAGUAACUCCUUUAGGUGUAGCUGCUGAAUACGGCCACUGUGAUGUGCUGGAGCAUCUCAUUCAUAAAGGUGGCGAUGUUUAUUCUACGGCUGAUGAUGGCUCAUCAAUAUUGUUUGAAGCAGCUGGAGGUGGAAAUCCAGACUGCAUAACUUUGCUGCUGGAAUAUGGGGGAGACGGUAAUUUGCCUAAUAAGGCAGGGCAGCUCCCUAUACACAGAGCAGCGUACGAGGGGCAUUAUUUGGCCCUGAAAUUCCUAAUUCCCGUGACAUCCCAAACUGCAAUCCAGAAAAGCGGGCAGAGUCCCAUCCACUCGGCAGCAGAUGGCCAAAAUCCACAGUGCCUGGAACUCCUCAUCGAAAGUGGUUUUGAUGUCAAUGCCACCCUGGCAGAACACAUUUCUAAAAGUUACGACGACGAAAGGAAAACGGGGCUUUACUUUGCCGUUUCCAACAAUGACAUUCUGUCCACCGAAGUAUUAUUGCAAUCUGGCGCAGACCCAAAUAAAGACCCUCUCAACUGCCUCCUCGUGGCCGUGAGAGCUGGCAACCAUGAAAUCGUCAGGUUGCUUCUUUCUUACGGAGCAAACGUCAACUGCUACUUUAACCUUGUGAAUGACACCCAUUUCCCCAGCGCUAUUCAGUACGCCUUGAAUGACGAGGUCAUGCUAAGGCUGCUGCUGAAUCAUGGAUACCUUGUGGAUCUGUGCUUUGACUGCAUGCAUGGGGACAUCUUUGGAAAUUCUUUCGUAUGGUCAACUCCGGAGGAAGAGGUGUUACCAGGAUGGACAUCUUGUGUCAUUAAAGAUAAUCCAUUCUGUGACUUUAUCACGGUUCCUUGGAUGAAACAUUUAGUAGGACCCAUCGUUCGUAUUUUGAUAGAUUACAUGGAUUAUGUUCCCCUUUGCACAAAACUUAAGUUUGUCCUGGAGACCCAGAAAGAAUGGGCAGAGAUCCAGCAGAUAUUAGAGAAUCCUCGCCCGCUAAAGCAUUUGUGCCGCCUGAAGAUACGUAAAUGUAUGGGAUUGGAGGGGACACAGAAGCCGCGGUCCAUGAACGGGCUUCCUGUCCCGCCAGUUCUUAAAGCCUAUAUCCUCUACAAAGAGUAUGAUCUUUAUGGAAGGGACCUACAUUUGCCGUGAUUUGCAGAAUCCAGACAUCAACACAUUUACUUGGAAGUUAAAUUUGGAGUAACCAUAAUGGUGCCAGAACAGUGAACUAUGGCUUUGGAUCCAGGAGUGACCUUCUGCUUUCUUGCAUGUUGUGUGAGGCAAGUGAAACUAAAUUCAAAUAUGUUCUUCAUAAACAUGAGAGCUGCUGUCAUGUGUUAAUCCCUUAUAGCACUGUGUGAACUCUUGCACAAACUCCACAAACUUAGUUUCACUCGUGGUUCCUUGGCACCAACAUCCCCCCCCCCCCAG
Molecule: messenger RNA, 2088 nt
Organism: Lacerta agilis (Sand lizard)
Lineage: Eukaryota; Metazoa; Chordata; Lepidosauria; Squamata; Lacertidae
Gene: ASB15
Product: ankyrin repeat and SOCS box containing 15
Exons: 9
Coding region: 28-1809 (593 amino acids)
Biological process (GO): intracellular signal transduction
Cellular component (GO): cytoplasm
Molecular function (GO): protein binding
Source: RefSeq, a predicted model, not a curated record